This is a messenger RNA of Nerophis lumbriciformis (worm pipefish), 2466 nucleotides long. The record is from RefSeq and is a predicted model, not a curated record. NCBI's taxonomy places the organism in Eukaryota, Metazoa, Chordata, Actinopteri, Syngnathiformes, Syngnathidae.
AUGGCGGAAGAGGACGACGCAAGGAUACGGAUUCUACAGAGCCUGCGGGGGAAAAUUUGUGAAGCAAAGAACCUUGGUCCGGUCUCAGGCCCAAACCGACAAAGGGACCUUUGUACCUUUUGCACCAUCUGUCUGGAUCAAGAGGAGGUGUUCAGAACCAAGGUGUUUGAAAAAAGUGUCAGCCCUUUCUACGGUGAGGACUUCUACUUUGAGAUUCCACGGCCAUUUCAGUGUUUAUCAUUUUAUGUUUACGCCAAGAGUGUUUUCCAAAGGGAUUUACCAGUUGGCAAGGUGUCAAUUCGAAAAGAUGACUUGUGUAAAUAUAAAGGGAAGGAGCACUGGUUUAGCCUUCAGCUUGUGGACCCAAACUCAGAGGUUCAGGGCAAGGUUCAUCUGGAGAUGAGACUGAAUGAAGUGAUUUCAGAGAAUGGCUCAGUGGGUCAGCAUUUACUUGUGCAAAUAAUAGAGUGCCAGGGAUUGCCACUUAUUAGUGGGCAGAUCUGUGACCCGUAUGCCACAGUGUCACUCGUUGGACCAGCCAGAUCUGACCAAAAGAAAACAAAAGUCAAGAAGAAAACCAGCAACCCUCUUUUUGAAGAGACUUUCUUCUUUGAGAUUACACGGUCUAGCAGCUACUCCAAAAAGUCGCAUUUCCAAGUGGAGGAAGAAGACAUCGAAAAGCUAGAGAUCAAAGUUGAUCUGUGGAAUAAUGAAAAUCUGGCCCAAGAUGUGUUUUUGGGGGAAACACGGGUGCCUGUCAAGAUACUGCAAAAUAAUCACAUCCACAAAGCGUGGUAUCUUCUUCAACCUAAAGGGAACGGAAACAAGUCAAAAUCUGAUGAUUUGGGAUCCUUGCGUUUAAAGUUGGCCUACAUAGAAGACACAGUGCUGCCAUCUGCCUGCUACAUUCCAAUCUGCAACUUGCUGCUUAAAUCCCCUGACGUUAAGCCUAUCUCUGCCUCAGCAGCGCACAUCCUUGGGGACAUUUGCAGAGAGCGAUACGAGGCCGUUCUGCCCAUGGUUCGGUUGCUGUUGCAUCACAACCGCUUUUUGCCUUUUGUCUCUGCUGUGGCAGCGUUGGAGUUGGACAACACUCAGGAGGCUAACACUAUCUUCCGUGGCAACUCACUGGCAACACGCUGCAUUGAUGACAUGAUGAAGAUUGUGGGGAAAAAUUACCUUGCUGUUACCCUGAAGCCUGUUAUAGAUGAGAUCUGUGAAUCCAACAAAUCGUGUGAGAUUGACCCCAAUAAACUAAAAGAGGGAGAUAAUGUAGAGGUCAACAAGGAAAAUCUGCAGUUUUAUGUCCAAAAAGUCUUCUCAUCAAUCACCCAGUCUAAUGCCAACUGCCCUCCAUCAAUGUGUGCUGUCUUCAGGUCACUGAGACACUUGGCCUGCAAGCGUUUUACAGAUGAUCCUCAUGUCCAGUACUCGGCCGUGAGCAGCUUUGUGUUCUUGCGCUUCUUUGCUGUGGCUGUUCUUUAUCCACAUUCUUUCCAGCUACGCUCGCAUCAUCCUGAUCCUGAGAUAUCCCGCACACUCACUCUCAUUUCAAAGACUAUCCAGACUUUAGGCAGCUGGGGUAGUUUGUCCAAAAAACUGUCUAGUUUCAAAGAAUCAUACAUGUUUGAUUUCUUCAAAUCAUUCCAAGAAGACAAGUGUAUUGAAAAAGUAAAAAAGUUCCUCGAUGAAAUAUCUUCAAAUGUCAGCAAAGUGUCGAGUGGUUUAGAGGAUGCGGUGAUUCUGAAGGAGGGGGAAGUACAGAAGCGGGCCCAGGGGAGAAAACGCCUUGGAAAGAAAAGCUUCAAAAAGAGAUGGCUUCGAGUGACGAACAGAGAGCUGUCCUUCCACAAACAUAAAGGAAAAGAGGUCUGCAUCAUCGAUGUGAAAAAUAUCCAGGCAGUGGAAAAACUUGAUGAAAGUGCCUUUAACCGUAAAAAUAUGUUUCAGGUGGUUCAUGCAGAGAAGCAGCUGUAUGUGCAGGCAGGAAAUUGCGUAGAAGCCUGCGAGUGGCUAGAUGUCCUGGGCCAAGUCACUCGUUGUAAUGAUGGCCGUUUGGCCACUUUUCAUCCAUCCAACUACAGCGGCGGAUCCUGGCAGUGCUGUAAAAGCCAAAGUAGCAGCUCGCCAGGCUGCAAGCCCUGCACCAUACCCAUGCAGGCCAACUUGCAGCUAGACAUUGACUGUGAUCGGGAAACAGAAAGGAUUUUCUCCCUUCUCUCUGCGAAUGACACCAAGCUGCAAAACAUGGAGGAUGCAUGUGCCAGUAUGGCAGUAUACCAGGGUCCCCAACGAGAGCAGGAGGAAUACUCCAAGUUCACCAUUCAGGAACCCAAAGAGACCUUUCAGACCCUCAAACAGCUCCGAAACGUCAUGGUGGAGCUUCAAAGGCAGCAUGAGCUCCGAAGUGACACGACUGCACAGUAUGGCAGUUUGGACAACCCAAUAGUUGGGAAAACUUCCUAA